UGUGACUGCAAAUGCAAGCAUGCAACACAAAAGAAAAGCACAGAGACAGCACAGAUUUUGUUUUAUUUUACACCACACCGGAAGUCCGAAGCAAACAACGAAGAUUAGCUCUCUCUUUUUUUUAAUAAAUGGAAGAGGUUUCAACGGGGGCCAUUGUCCCAGCGGUAAAGCCAGAGCCGAAACCCUCAACAUCCACGGCUGCCGCAGUUGCGCCGCCUGAGCCCUCCUCCGCCCCGAGCGCAGAAGAUGCUGAGCUGGAGAAGGAUUUCCUCUGCCCGAUUUGCAUGCAGAUUAUAAAAGAUGCCUUCCUCACAGCAUGUGGUCACAGCUUUUGCUACAUGUGCAUCACCACACACCUCCGUAACAAGAACGAUUGCCCUUGCUGUAGACAUUACCUCACUACCAAUCAGCUCUUCCCUAAUUUCUUGCUCCAAAAGCUAUUAAAGAAGGCCUCUGCUCGUCAAACAUCCAAGAAUGCGUCGCCUAUUGAACAUUUUCGCCAAUCCUUACAGCAGGGUUGUGAAGUUUCAAUUAAGGACCUGGACGCCCUCAUGUCACUUCUUGCAGAGAGGAAGAGAAAAAUGGAACAAGAAGAAGCCGAGAGAAAUAUGCAGGUGCUGCUAGAUUUCUUGCACUACUUGCGGAAGCAAAAGAUGGAUGAAUUGAAUGAGGUACGUACCGAUCUUCGAUAUAUUAAGGAGGACAUAGAUGCUGUAGAGAAACACAGAAUUGAGCUGUAUCGUGCCAGGGAUAGGUACUCUAUGAAAUUGCGAAUGCUUGGAGAUGAUCUCACUGUGCGAAAACCGUGGGCGUCAACAAUUGACAAGAACCACAGUGGUGUUGUCACCAGUUCUCUUAAUGCUAGAGGGCUGACUACUGGGAAUAUUCCAACCAAGAAAAUGGAUGGAAAGGCUCAAGUAAGCUCUCAUGGGCUCCAGAGAAAGGAUACAUCAAGUGGGUCUGACCCGCAAUAUAAUCACUCAGGUUUAUCUGCAGUGAAGAAAAAGCGCGUGCAUGCACAGUUCAAUGACCUGCAAGAUUGUUACUUGCAAAAGCGCCGUCAGUUGGCAAAUCAUCCGCAUAACCAGUCAGAAAGGGAUAAAAAUGUCAUUCAUAGAGAGGGCUACAAUGCUGGUCUUGCAGAUUUUCAAUCUGUGCUGAGUACAUUUACUCAGUACAGUCGGUUAAGGGUCAUUGCUGAACUCAGGCACGGGGAUAUAUUUCACUCAGCCAAUAUAGUAUCAAGCAUAGAAUUUGACCGUGAUGAUGAAUUUUUCGCUACUGCUGGAGUUUCACGGCGAAUCAAAGUCUUUGACUUUUCUUCUGUUGUGAAUGAACCUGCAGAUGUGCACUGCCCUGUUGUGGAGAUGUCUACACGUUCUAAACUUAGCUGCUUGAGUUGGAACAAGUUUACUAAAAAUCAUAUAGCCAGUAGUGAUUAUGAGGGAAUAGUAACUGUUUGGGAUGUGACAACCAGGCAGAGCGUGAUGGAAUACGAAGAGCAUGAAAAACGUGCAUGGAGUGUUGAUUUUUCUCGCACAGAACCUUCUAUGCUUGUAUCUGGUAGCGAUGAUUGUAAGGUCAAAGUUUGGUGCACAAAGCAGGAGGCUAGCGUUCUAAACAUUGACAUGAAAGCAAAUAUUUGUUGUGUCAAGUACAAUCCUGGAUCUAGCAAUUAUAUUGCGGUUGGUUCAGCAGACCACCAGAUUCACUACUAUGAUUUGAGAAAUGUCACCCAUCCACUCUAUGUGUUCAGCGGGCACCGGAAAACUGUUUCAUAUGUAAAAUUCUUAUCUAACAGCGAGCUUGCUUCAGCGUCAACAGACAGCACAUUAAGGUUAUGGGAUGUAAAAGAGAAUCUGCCUGUUCGUACCCUUAGAGGCCACACAAACGAGAAAAACUUUGUGGGUCUCUCAGUAAGCAGUGAAUAUAUUGCAUGUGGGAGUGAAACAAAUGAGGUCUUUGUCUACCAUAAGGAAAUCUCUAAACAUGUGACACGGCAUAGAUUUGGUUCCCCUGAGAUGGAUGAUGCUGAUGAGGAUGCAGGAUCUUACUUCAUCAGUGCUGUUUGCUGGAAGAGUGAUAGUCCUACAAUGCUAUCUGCAAAUAGUCAGGGUACAAUAAAAGUAUUGGUUCUUGCAGCUUGAAAAAUUUAUAAAAACAAGAAAAAAUGAAAGUAAUACAAGCACAGAAAGAACUUGUGUUGAAUUGUCUGUUCUGUUGUUAUGGAGACAGUUCACUGUUUUGUGGAUGUAAAUUGGAGCCUGAAGCUGGGUGGAUCUCUCUCUCUCUCUGUUUUUUUUUGAACUUUUGUCGGGGUUUUACAGUUCUGGAGGCUGUGAAUUAAGGAAAAUUAUCUCAAGAAAAAUUAUUACACAACCAGUUUCAUGCGGGUCAAAACUGCGAUUGGUUGGUGCAGUGGACCCUAAUAUGAAUACUGGGUGCUGCAACAAGGGCCGUGUAAUGGUUUCUCAUGGGUUAAGUAGAUCUCAUAGAUCAUGUAAAUAAAUUUUAUUUCAUGAAAAAAAUAAUUAUCAC
This is a messenger RNA of Populus euphratica (Euphrates poplar), 2538 nucleotides long. It is a transcript of the gene COP1, whose product is annotated as Transducin/WD40 repeat-like superfamily protein. NCBI's taxonomy places the organism in Eukaryota, Viridiplantae, Streptophyta, Magnoliopsida, Malpighiales, Salicaceae. The coding region runs from base 129 to 2147 and encodes 672 amino acids. Gene Ontology annotation, biological process: proteasome-mediated ubiquitin-dependent protein catabolic process. Gene Ontology annotation, molecular function: protein binding; ubiquitin protein ligase activity. The transcript has 13 exons. The record is from RefSeq and is a predicted model, not a curated record.